Molecule: messenger RNA, 1879 nt
Organism: Rubroshorea leprosula
Lineage: Eukaryota; Viridiplantae; Streptophyta; Magnoliopsida; Malvales; Dipterocarpaceae
Source: the annotation of a GenBank genome assembly
AUUGGUGGGGUUGGUCGGCUUCAGUGGCACAGAUGUCAGUUUUAUGAAUUGAUGUUGAAUGUUGAUGCUUUGAAGUGGGUUCAAUUAAUUUGAAGCUCAACUGAGUCCAAAGGGUUCGGCCUUUUCCAUCACGAUCUUCAUUAUACUCGUCAAUUGCAUCUUUUUAAUCCGUUUGCUGAAGCCUGAAGCUCUGAGAUGGAGAAAGCAGCAAAAAGCCUGGAGCUUUGAUUAAGAUAGGAUUUAAUUGACUUUCUUAAGGGUUCUUUUCUGUGGAUUUCAUCAGCUAGCUUUUGGUGAGAUUAAUGUAAAUAAUAUCUGUAUAGAGUUUCUCUGGAAAGGAAAACACAGCUUAGUCAUGUCUGUUACAUUAUUAUGGGUUGGACCUUCCCAAUCAGAGUUUGCCAAUGGUUUUCGGCUACUUGAUUCAUUCCUGGAUGGAAUACAUUCAAAAAAAUGUGUGCGUCGAAAUCGGGGUAUGUUGUUCAAUUGCAUAGGAAAGAAAGGUUGGAAGCAGACACUGAGUAUAGGCUCUUGUAGUACCGAUUUGAGGCAUCUAUAUGUAGGUGGUUCAGGCUUUGGGAGUGGAAGUCAAUUCCCAGUGAUACCAAGUGCCGUGGCUACUCCAGCUGUAGAAAUGGCUGUAUCAUCAGAGGAGAAGGUUUAUAAUGUGGUAUUGAAGCAGGCUGCCUUAGUUAAGAAGCAGGUGAGGUCUACCGGUGAUCUCGAUGUAAAGCCAGAAAUUGUUGUACCGGGGACUCUGAGCUUGUUGAGUGAAGCUUAUGAUCGAUGUGGAGAAGUUUGUGCUGAAUAUGCCAAGACAUUUUAUUUGGGAACUUCACUGAUGACCCCGGAAAGAAAAAGAGCUAUUUGGGCAAUAUAUGUGUGGUGUAGGAGGACUGAUGAGCUUGUUGAUGGGCCUAAUGCUUUACAUAUAACACCAACUGCUUUAGAUAGAUGGGAAACAAGGUUGGAAGAUCUUUUCAAAGGUCGUCCAUUUGAUAUGCUUGAUGCAGCAUUAUCGGACACUGUUGCCGAAUUUCCUGUUGAUAUACAGCCCUUCAAAGACAUGAUUGAAGGAAUGAGGAUGGAUCUAAAGAAGUCAAGAUACAAAAAUUUUGAUGAACUGUACCUCUACUGUUAUUAUGUUGCUGGCACUGUUAGUUUGAUGAGUGUUCCUGUUAUGGGCAUUGCACCUGACUCGCAAGCAACUAUAGAAAGUGUUUAUAAUGCUGCACUAGCUUUGGGGAUUGCGAAUCAGCUCACCAACAUACUUAGGGAUGUUGGAGAGGAUGCCCGAAGGGGACGGAUUUAUCUACCACAGGAUGAACUUGCACUGGCAGGACUUUCGGAUGACGAUGUUUUUGGUGGAAAGGUGACGGAUAAAUGGAGAAAUUUCAUGAAGAAACAAAUUAAGAGAGCAAGGAUGUUCUUUAAUAAGGCAGAAAAAGGAGUGGUAGAGCUCAGUCCAGCAAGUAGAUGGCCGGUCUGGGCAUCCUUGCUGUUGUAUCAGCAGAUACUAGAUGAGAUAGAAGCUAAUGAUUAUGACAACUUCACAAAGAGGGCUUAUGUGAGCAAAGUGAAGAAAUUUGCUGCUCUGCCAAUCGCAUAUGCAAAAUCACUGAUUGGCCCGUCAAGAACACCUCCACUGAGUAAGCCCCAGUUUGAAAAAUGAAUGUAAAACAUUGGAACCAAGGCCGUUUAUAUAUAGUUGAAAAAGAAAAAAACAGAAUAAGAAAAGAAAAUAAUAACAUGUAUAGUGACUAUGCAAUGAUUGUAAAAAAAUAUUGUUUGCAGUAAGUAUUCAUUAGAAUUAGAAUGGUUUAUUAGUCUUGCACCUCGGUCCAAAAAGUUGUUAGACUAAUAAAACAUCCCAAUCUAU